CCCUGGUCCCUCUCUUCCUCUCCGUGCCGCGUGUGGCCUUUAGAUUCCCGAACUCUCUACUGACUGAAGGGGCUGGAAGUGCUUUGCGCGAUGCCUUUAAACGUAAAAGAAACAGAAAAAUGGAAAAAGGGGAAAAGUUAAAGGAAGAGGGAUAUUAUACUCUCUGUCCUCUCUCCUUUGCAGAAUUGAGUUGGAAGCAAAAAGUCGCACGCGUGAGGCAUAGCUUUCACCAGCGCAAAGGUUAAGUACCUGGUUUCACAGCAAAUGUUUAGUUAACCCACCGCUCUCUCCUCAUCCUCAACCAACUAUGUGCGUAUGUGUCUAUGUAUCAUCCUCAACCAACUAUGUGCGUAUGUGUCUAUGUAUCUUAGAAAGAGUCAAAGGGAGUAGCCUUCCUAGCUUUUGCACUCAGGGAACCGAGCCGCUUGCGACUCGUGGUCCUUUGCUGGGGUGGGUUUUUAAUGUUUCUCGAUUUUAGAAGGAUGGGCGGUUUGGGAGUCCACCACCUCUUUUUUAAAUAAAUAGGAGGGACGACGCGCUUAAAUUUAUCAUAAUCACAUCUCGGAAACUUCUUCCUUAUGAACCACCUUUUGUUUUUUUUUCGAGGACCUCCUUAUGAACCAGCUCUUUCUCUCUCUUCCCUUUUUUAAUUAUAUAUAUAUAUAUAUAUAUACAUAUAUAUCUGCUUAGCUAGAAAGUAGCAGCAGCAGCAGCUCGCACUGUCUUAUAAUAGUUUGGAGGUUAAACGAACGGGAAUUGAAGUGAUCCGGUGAAUUGGCAAGCGGAUAAGACUCCUUCGUCUUAAUCAUCAUCAUCAUUAUCAUCAUCCAUGCACCAAAUGCGGGGUCGCAGCUAAACCCCUUCUAUACUGAGGGGACCAAAUCCACAAAGGAUAAGAUUUACCAACUUGAACUAAUCUCAACCAGCAGAGCCCUUCUUCACCGUUCUCUGUUUUCUCUCUCUCUCUCUCUCUCCACGUGUAGCAAGUAAAACUCGAAUAGAUUGAUGAGAGCCAUGAGGGCUUAACUAACUGCACAAGUAGGCUUGAGAUGGGGGCGGAGUGGUGCUACUUGAGAGAGCAAGAGACCAAACAACUCCAUGACUCCUAUUCUUCUUUUUCUUCUUCUUAUUUCAUGGAUAAAUCAUCAUCACCAUCUUUGCCUUUGAGGAGUAGGAGGAGGCUUCUUUGGGUUCAAGGCCCUGUCAUAGUGGGUGCAGGACCUUCAGGGCUCGCCACGGCCGCAUGUCUAAAGGAGAGACGGGUUCCGAGCCUCAUACUAGAGAGGGCCAACUGCAUCGCAUCUCUCUGGCAGCUUAAGACAUACGACAGGCUGAGCCUCCACCUGCCCAAGAAAUUCUGCGAGCUCCCCUUGAUGCCCUUCCCUUCCCACUUCCCCACAUACCCCACCAAGCAGCAGUUCAUCCAAUACCUCCAGGACUAUGCCCAACACUUUGGGCUGGAGCCGGCCUUCAAUGAGAGGGUCGAGUGUGCAGACUACGACCCCAGUGUGGGGCUUUGGAGGGUGUGCACGUCAUCUUGGACCGAGUAUGUGUGCCGGUGGCUGGUGGUGGCUACUGGAGAGAAUGCGGAGGCGGUUCUGCCUCAGAUUCGGGGGAUGGACGAGUUCCAAGGCCCUAUCAUUCACACCUCAUGUUACAGGAGCGGUGCCGGCCUUGAUGGUCAGAGGGUUUUGGUGGUGGGGUGCGGCAACUCAGGGAUGGAGGUCUGCUUGGAUCUCUGCAACCACAAUGCCAGUCCCACUCUCGUUGUCCGCAAUCCGGUGCACGUUCUGCCGAGGGAGAUGCUGGGGAAGUCGACGUUCGGAGUGUCGAUGUGGUUGCUCAAGUGGUUCCCAGUGAGAAUGGUGGAUCGCUUCCUCUUGUUGGUGUCGUGGUUGAUGCUGGGGAGCACGGCGCGCUUGGGCCUUGCGAGGCCCCGUGUAGGUCCCUUGGAGCUCAAAAGCAAAGCCGGGAAAACCCCAGUUCUGGACGUCGGAACCCUAGCCAAGAUCAGGUCAGGUCAGAUCAAGGUGAGGCCUGGGGUAAAGCGACUGAGAGCGCAGGGAGCAGAGUUCGAAGAUGGGAAAGGAGAAGAGUUUGAUGCUGUGAUCCUCGCCACUGGUUACAAAAGCAACGUACCCUCUUGGCUAAAGGAAACAGAUUUUUUCUCAGUGGAGGAUGGCCUGCCGCGCACGCCUUUCCCAAAUGGAUGGAAAGGCAAGAGUGGGCUCUACGCCGUUGGAUUUACGAAGCGGGGAAUCCUGGGGGCUUCUAUGGACGCCGUCAGAAUAGCCCAGGAUAUCGAGCGAUGGACGGACGAGUCAAGGCAUCUAAUCCUCGCGUCCUCCAAACCUACAUCCUCUUAUUGACUCGCUAUUCUAAUCCCCCCCUAUCAAUCAAUAGAAGCGGCAUACAUGUUUGGCGUUGGCCAUGCCUAUUUCUCCACCAACCAAUCAACAAACAUCUUUGUGUAUAUCUGCCAUUUUUUCCUGAUUAACUAAAACCACAUUUGGGAGGGAGGAGAGAGGCCCCAGAACAUCAUACAUAGCUACCUACUCACAAGAGAAUUUCUAUUCUUUGUUAGUUCUAUUUGUUUCUUUGUUCACUCUCCCUGUCUAUCUCUCUCUUAAUAUCUCAUCUCACCUCAUCAACUAAGAUUUGUACUAUUAUAUUUUGUUGUCGUUGAGCUGUUUCUUUUCUUGUAAUUUGAAGCCACAACAGUUUGGAGGUCC
Messenger RNA from Amborella trichopoda, 2732 nucleotides. RefSeq names its product indole-3-pyruvate monooxygenase YUCCA6. Lineage: Eukaryota; Viridiplantae; Streptophyta; Magnoliopsida; Amborellales; Amborellaceae. Gene Ontology annotation, molecular function: N,N-dimethylaniline monooxygenase activity; flavin adenine dinucleotide binding; NADP binding. The record is from RefSeq and is a predicted model, not a curated record.